Notechis scutatus (mainland tiger snake) is the source of this 3781-nucleotide messenger RNA. The record is from RefSeq and is a predicted model, not a curated record. Lineage: Eukaryota; Metazoa; Chordata; Lepidosauria; Squamata; Elapidae.
UUGUUUUUCCCCAACCGCUUCCUGGGAAAUGGGAAAAGUUACUAGCUGGUACCCAGGGUGGCGUUUCGCUUUGCUCGCCGCUCGGAUCUGGCUUUUGAUCCUUACUUUUGGCUUUAUCGGAGCAGACAUCACUUGCCGAUCGUGCCGCUGGCAGGUGCGGCUACAGCCGCAGCCACCAGCCCGAGGAUUAUUAAUGAACUUGAGGCCGGCACAAGGAGGCGAUGAGGCCGGAGAGAUACCUGUGGAUAAAAGAGGUGAGAAGCCCGCGGAUCGCAACCGAGAAGCGGCGGAUGCCGGGAGUCCGAUCUCGGCUGCUUCUGCCGGGGAGCAACGUGUCGGGAUGGGAUCAAAGGGUUGGAUGGGAUCGAGCAAAGGGACCGGCGAGCUCCCAGAAUUUCCCCCGAUCCGACUCAGACUAUCUCCUCCGGAUGUUGACAGGCCCACCCGCAAAAAGUUAGCCUCGGCUCCCGCUCUGUUUCCAGCAGGGAGUGCAGGGCGUCGGGGGACCAGUUUGGAGACCGGCCGGAGAUCCGGAUCGGCGCUCCUGAGCCGGCGGAGAAAAAAUAACCGGAACGAUCGGAGGAGGCGGUCGAGUCGGAAACCCAGAGGAGCUCCGGCUGAAAGAGACGCGCAGCUGGAGAGCAGGGCACGGGCAGCGCCGGAGCAGCUGCUGGCAAAAGCCACGCGCUUCCGACAGGAAGAGCUCAAAUUGACAAGUACGACCUUUGCUCUCACUGGAGAUUCGGCGCAUAACCAAGCCAUGGUGCACUGGUCGGGCCACAACAGCAGUGUGAUUUUAAUUCUGACAAAGUUGUAUGACUACAACCUGGGAAGUAUCACAGAGAGCUCAUUGUGGAGUCUUACGACAGUCAUAAGUCACAUUUUUCAGUGUGGUUAUAAUAAAAAAAAAAUUAUGUUGCUUACGGAUCCUGAGAUUGAGAGCAGCCUGCUGAUCAGUUCUGAUGAAGGAGCCACCUAUCAAAAAUACCGGUUGAACUUCUACAUCCAUAGCAUGCUCUUUCAUCCCAAGCAGGAGGACUGGAUUUUGGCGUACAGUCAGGAUCAGAAGUUGUACAGUUCAGUUGAAUUUGGAAGAAGAUGGCUACUUCUACAAGAAUCCAUAACCCCAAAUAGAUUCUACUGGUCUAAAAUGGGUACUAGCAAAGAUCCAGACAUAGUCCACAUGGAGACAAAAACACUGGAUGGCCAUGCACAGUACAUCACCUGUAGGAUGCAGAACUGCUCUGAAGCUGUAAGAAGCAAACCUUUCCCUGGAUACAUUGAUUCCGACUCUCUCAUUGUUCAAGAUGAUUAUGUAUUUGUUCAGCUGACAUCUGGAGGUCGGCCACAUUACUACGUGUCUUACCGCAGAAAUACUUUUGCACAGAUGAAACUUCCUAAAUAUGCUUUGCCAAAGGACAUGCAUCUUAUCAGCACUGAUGAGAAUCAAGUGUUUGCUGCAGUUCAGGAAUGGAACCAGAAUGAUACAUACAACCUUUAUAUCUCUGAUACCCAGGGGAUUUACUUUACCCUGGCUUUAGAAAAUGUCAAAAGUAGUCGAGACCUAGAAGGCAAUGUGAUGAUAGACCUGUAUGAGGUAGCAGGGAUAAAGGGAAUGUUCUUGGCUAACAAGAAGAUUGACAACCAAGUAAAAACUUUCAUCACCUACAACAAAGGCCGAGACUGGCAUUUGCUGCAGGCCCCGGACACAGAUCUGAGAGGGAACCCAGUUCAUUGCCUACUACCAUAUUGCUCCCUUCAUCUCCACCUGAAGGUUUCAGAGAAUCCUUACACUUCUGGUAAUAUUGCCAGUCGCGAUACAGCUCCAGGUAUCAUCGUAGCCUCUGGUAACAUUGGAUCAGAGUUGUCAGAAAAUGAUAUCAGCAUGUUUGUUUCGUCUGAUGCUGGAAACACUUGGAGACAAAUCUUUGAAGAUGAACACAGCGUCCUUUAUCUGGACCAAGGUGGGGUUUUGGUUGCUAUGAAACAUACAUCUCUGCCUAUCAGACAUCUCUGGUUAAGUUUUGAUGAAGGAAGAUCUUGGAGCAAGUACAGUUUCACCUCCAUCCCGCUUUUUGUUGAUGGGGUUUUGGGAGAGCCUGGAGAAGAGACUUUAAUAAUGACUGUUUUUGGACACUUCAGCCAUCGUUCUGAGUGGCAGUUGGUAAAAGUGGAUUACAAGUCCAUUUUUGAUAGACGCUGUGCAGAAGAUGAUUAUCGACCCUGGCAGCUUCACAGCCAGGGAGAAGCAUGCAUCAUGGGAGCCAAAAGGACUUACAAGAAGCGUAAGUCAGAAAAGAAAUGCAUGCAAGGCAAGUACGCUGGAGCCAUGUCCUCUGAGCCAUGUGUCUGCACAGAAGCAGACUUUGACUGUGAUUAUGGGUUUGAGCGCCACAGCAAUGGCCAGUGUUUGCCAGCUUUUUGGUAUAACCCAUCAUCUUUGUCAAAAGAAUGCAGUCUUGGUCAAAGUUAUCUCAACAGCACUGGGUACAGAAAGGUCGUGUCUAAUAACUGCACAGACGGUGUGCGUGAGCAGUACACAGCCAAGCCACAGCAGUGUCCUGGCAAAGCCCCGCGAGGACUUCGGGUUGUCACAUCAGAUGGCACACUGACAUCAGAACAAGGGCAUAAUGUUACCUUCAUGGUACAGCUGGAAGAGGGUGACAUUCAAAGAUCAAUAAUCCAUGUGGAUUUUGGAGAUGGUAGUGCUGUGUCAUAUGCCAAUCUCAGCUCAACAGAAGAUGGAAUCAGGCACAUCUAUCAGAAUGUUGGCAUCUUCCGUGUAACUGCACAGAUCAAAAACAGCCUGGGGACUGACACUGCAGUUCUGUAUUUGCAUGUAAAUUGUCCUUUAGAGCAUGUCCAUUUGUCACUUCCAUUUGUAACAACAAAGAACAAAGAAGUUAAUGCCACAGCAAUAUUGUGGCCCAGUCAAGUUGGAACCUUAACAUAUAUUUGGUGGUUUGGAAACAACACUGAGCCAUUAAUUACUCUAGAAGGGAGUAUCACAUUUACUUUCUCUACAGAAGGUAUGAACAUAAUCACAGUACAAGUUUCUGCAGGAAAUACAAUUCUGCAAGACACCAAGAUGAUUGCAGUAUAUGAGCAUUUUCAGUCUUUACGCAUUUCGUUUUCUCCAAAUCUGGAUGACUAUAAUCCAGAUAUUCCUGAAUGGAGACGGGACAUUAGUCAUGUCAUCAAAGCCGUUCUAGUUGAGGCAACCAUAAUUUCUAGUGAACAUAUUUUGGUAGCAAUCCUUCCAGGAUUACCCACCUCAGCUGAACUCUUUAUUUUGCCCUAUAAGAAUACCAAUGGAGAAAGUAAAGAAACAGCUGAAGAUCUGCAACAGAUUUCAGAAAUAUUGGUCCAGAAAUUAAACCAAAAUGCCAUUCAGUUCAACUUAAAACCUGGAGUUAGAAUCCUUGUUCAUGCGGCUCAUUUAACAGCAGCUCCACUCAUAGAUGUCACGCCUAGCCAUAGUGGUUCAGCCAUGCUAAUGUUGCUGUCUGUAGUAUUUGUGGGAUUGGCAGUAUUUGUAAUCUACAAAUUCAAAAGGAAGAUUCCGGGCAUUAAUGUUUAUGCACAGAUGCAGAAUGAGAAAGAUCAAGAGAUGGUCAGUCCAGGCAGUCAAAGUGAAAGCAUUCCUAAUGUCCCUCAGAGGGAGCUGAUGAACCCACAGCAACUAGUAGAUGAGAAGUUGGAUACCAGGCUUACAGGAAGUAUUUCCACAGUUGCUGAGACUCAAAGCACAAAAGAAAUUCCUACCUGUGUUAAUGUUUGA